GUGUACUCUUGGCCUGGCCGCACGCCAAGCAUCAUAGCUCAAGUUAAAUUGAACAUAACCAAGAGUAGAAGAAUAUAUAAGCUUGGUUCUUGUCGCGUUAGAGCCUGAGCGAUAAGAGUCAGAGCGCCUACGCAAGACCCGCCGCGCCGAUUCGCCUACUUGAGGACCGUUAAAGUACUCUUUGCAAAACGGCUUACUAGGUAGUCGUGUUAAACCAGACUGCUUAUCCCUUUUAGAAUCCACCAUAGCUUUUGGCGAUGCUGACAUAAGCCAAAAAAAUGAAAACCCUCGUCCUCCGCAGAAGAGAACAGCGCUUCAAUUUAAGCGUAAUAAUUAUCACUGCAACUGCAAUACUCCUCCUGCAAUGCUCAUCAGGCGUAGCGGAGUUUGUUGACGCAACAGGGAUGUUGCAUCAACCGUUUGAAGAUGAGGAUUUGCUCUCUUUGUCCCUGCUUGCGAACAACGUCACGCCAGAGCUCAUUCAACGAGAGCGUUUACGAGUUGUAGACGGCCGCUUUUCGCCGCCUCUUGUGCGCGACGGAGUGCCCGAGGGAGUUGAAUGCGAUGAAGUCCUGCGCUGUGACAGCAGCAACGUGUGUGCUCGCGUGUGCGCCCGCGGCACCCUUCAAAUAGACCCCUGGCUCAGCUUCACAGUGGACUACCAGUGGCGUCUAUCCCGGCUGCAGCCCCUGUGCCUCUCUCAGCUUCUGGGCUCCCACAACUCAGGAAUUACGCUGGCGGACGGCUACGGAGCGCACGACGACAUCUACACGGUCUACCUGCGAGCGCUGGGGCUGGCGACCGGCUCGCAACGCCUCACCACCAACAACCAGCUGCUGUCGCUGACC
This is a messenger RNA of Astrephomene gubernaculifera, 848 nucleotides long. The record is from the annotation of a GenBank genome assembly. Lineage: Eukaryota; Viridiplantae; Chlorophyta; Chlorophyceae; Chlamydomonadales; Astrephomenaceae.